ACUCCGUUAUACUCCCGUUAUACUCAGUGCUCGCGCACUUUCCCGCGGGGACGCGCUCCCGUUUGGUGCGCGCGCCCGGCGGAAUCCCCGGGGAGCGACGGCGGCGCGCACAGCCCGGCCUCGCGCGUCGCCGUUGCCGUGGCGCCGUCCAAUAGCCGCCCGCGUUGCUGGGUGCGGCGUUCAACGGGCGGCCGCGUUGCUGCGUGGCGGCGGCGCGGCCAUGGAGGUGCGUUGCGGCGGGCUGCUGUUCAGCUCCCGGUUCGACUCGGGGAACCUGGAGCGAGUGGAGCAGGUGGGGCCUAACGACGGGAACGGCGGCACGGCGCCGGGCUGCGCCGAGCUGCCACCGGCCGACUACGAGUUCAACGUGUGGACACGGCCCGACUGCGCGCACACACAGUACGAGAACGGCAACAGGUCGUGGUUCUACUUCAGCGUGCGCGGCGGCGCGCCCGGGAAGCUGCUGAAGCUGCACAUCGUGAACAUGAACCGGCAGAGCCGGCUGUACGCGCACGGCAUGGCGCCCUUCGUCAGAACCGUGCCCGGCAGGCCGCGAUGGGAGAGAGUGCGGGAACGGCCCUGCUUCCAGGUGGUGGACGCCCAGUUCGUGCUGUCCUUUGUGCACCGCUUCCUGGAGCAGCGCGGCAGCACCACGUACUUUGCGUUCUGCUACCCCUUCUCGUACGGACAGUGCCAGGACAUGCUGGCACAGCUGGACGGCCGCUACCAACACUGCCGACAUAUGGCGCCCGGCAGCCCCCUGGAUUCGGUCUAUUACCACCGGGAGCUGCUGUGCCAUUCCCUGGACAAGCUGCGCGUGGACCUGCUGACCAUCACCUCCUGCCACGGGAUGCAGGAGCGGCGCGAGCCCCGGCUGGACAAGCUCUUCCCAGACACAGACACACCACGGCCACACUGUUUCACGGGGAAGAGGGUGUUCUUCCUGAGCAGCCGCGUGCACCCGGGGGAGACGCCGUCCAGCUUCGUCUUCAACGGCUUCCUGCACUUCAUCCUGCGCGAGGAGGAUCCCCGUGCCCAGAUGCUGCGCCGCAUGUUUGUUUUUAAGCUCAUUCCCAUGCUGAACCCAGACGGAGUGCUGCGAGGCCACUACCGGACUGACUCGCGUGGGGUCAACCUGAACCGGCAGUACCUCAACCCUGAUGCCGAGCUGCACCCCGCCGUGUACGGGGCCAAAGCGCUGCUGCUGUACCACCACGUGCACAGCCGUGUGCUGCCGGGCAGCCCCGACUGGAGGACCUACGUGUCACCGCUCAGCAGCAGCGUGCUCAGCACCAGGUCUGCCAACCAGCCUGUUCCAGAGGCAGUGCUGCCAGAGCUGGAGAAAACAAAUAACCUCCACAACACACCCAGCACAUGGAGCCAAGGCCUCGGCCCUUCUCAGGAGCCCCCUGUGGAGCUGAUCCUCCCAGCUCAGCAGCACUGCGAGGAGGAAGCCGGGCAGCCACCGCCGCUUCCCGAAGCCAUCCCGCCCCAGCACAGCGGGCUGGCCUACUACGUCGACCUGCACGGCCAUGCCUCCAAGCGUGGCUGCUUCAUGUAUGGCAACAGCUUCAGCGAUGAGAACGAUCAGGUGGAGAACAUGCUGUUCCCUAAGCUCAUCUCCUUGAACUCACCUUACUUUGACUUCACGAGCUGCAACUUCUCAGAGAAGAACAUGUAUGCCAAAGACAAGCGGGACGGGCAGUCCAAGGAGGGCAGCGGGCGUGUGGCCAUCUACAAAGCACUGGGGAUCAUCCACAGCUACACACUGGAGUGCAACUACAACACAGGCCGCUCUGUGAACAGCAUCCCUCUGGCCUGCCACGACAACGGGCGCGCCAGCCCCCCGCCACCACCCACCUUCCCUUCCAGAUACACGGUGGAGCUGUUUGAGCAGGUCGGCAGAGCUCUGGCCGUGGCUGCUCUGGACAUGGCAGAGUGCAACCCGUGGCCGCGCAUCGUGCUGUCGGAGCACAGCUGCCUCAGCAACCUGCGGGCCUGGAUGCUGAAGCACGUGCGCAGCAUGCGGGGCAACCCAUCCUGCGUGCGGAGGAGAGGAGGCCGCAGCCCCCCCAGGAGCACCGGCGGGCUCCCAACCUCGGCCUCAGAGAGCGCCCUGUCCCGCCUGCGCAGCUUCAGCCACGGCAGCCAGCAGGACUCGCCCCGUGUCAGAGCCUCACCCAGCUUCCCUGGUGCUGCUGUGGAUGCUCCGGGCCUACAGAAGGGUGGCGUGCAACCCCCAGCACCGCUGCGAGUGGGACUGUGUGGAAGAAGUGCGUGUGAGAGCGGCCGCCCCGUCCUCUCGAAAGGGCCCCGGACACGUGGCAAGAGACCCCUGAUGGCAGCAUCCAUUGGGGCUGCAGGGCCGGCACAGUGCCCGGCCCCACAUCUGGGCUGUGCUCGCUGCCCACUGCUGCAGUGUGCCCUGGGUCUGAAGCAUCACUGUGUGGAGGGCAGAGCAGUGUGAAAACCUCUUACCCCGCAGCCUCUGCCACCCAGAUUGUUGCUGGGAAUACACCAAAGUGCCUUUCUGCACAGCGGCUGAGGGUGCUGCAGGUGUGUGCCAUGCUACCUGCACAGGCACAACCACAGCCCUGCCACGGGCUGACAAAGCAAGGCGGUGGCUGUACCCCUCACUGCAGGGCACAGCCCAGAGGUGGGCACAGCCACGGUGCUGCAGGAAGGCUGCAGCAGUGCACAGCAUAGCAGGGCUUGGCUGCAGCCCCAGGCUGCUGCAGGGCUCCCAGCCCCACAGGCGUUGCACUGUGAAUAAGCAGCAGUGGGGCUCGGAGCAGAGGGCUGUGGGUGCUGCUGGGUGUGCGUGGAGCUGUGCUCGGGUCCAGGCUUUGUGCUGCCAUGUUUCUGACUGUCGGUGUGUCCCUGUACUUGGCUUCCUCCUGCGCGGUUCCUUCCCGGUGUUGGGUAGUGGUUCUUCUCCGCCUCGAGGGCACAGCAGGGAGGAAAUAAAAGGUUUGUGUUCCCGUGG
This is a messenger RNA of Coturnix japonica (Japanese quail), 2986 nucleotides long. The record is from RefSeq and is a predicted model, not a curated record. NCBI's taxonomy places the organism in Eukaryota, Metazoa, Chordata, Aves, Galliformes, Phasianidae.